AUGAAAAUCUCCCAGCAUCUAAAAACACUUUUUAUAAUCCUUAAUGUUAUUUUAUGUUGCCAUGGAGAUUUGAAAGCUGGAUAUUCUUCCAUACAAUAUGGCUACAGACUUCUGUAUAGACUUAUAGAAUCUUACGUGAACUAUAGCAUACUGGACUGUGUAGAAGAGUGUCUGAGAACGAAAAGGUGCAGAUCGGUCAAUUAUUACAAAGGCGCCAACUUCUGUGAAAUAAAUUUUAGAAGAAAAGAAAAUAAUCAAAAGCUCUACAGAGAGGCUUCGGGCUGGUUAUACACUGACAUACAGUACUGGGAUAAGGUUCUCGCGGGAUCUUGUGCAGGACCACCCUGUAAAAAAAACUAUGAAAAAUGCAUCCCCAAACCUUUUGGACAAUAUGAAUGCGUUUUGUCAGAUUGUGGGAUCCCUGUCAAUAAAAUUAAUACUACGUGGGAUGUACAUGAAUGGGACGGAAUUGGAAUAAGAAAACGAAUACAUAUUAAAUGCUUGGAAUCCUUUAAACAGCGAGGAUCCGGAAUGAUCGUGUGCCAUAAAAAUGGGACCUGGAUAACGGAUUUGGUUUGUCAAGCUAAAGACUGUAUGGGCCUUCGUGAAAAUGGCCAUACUGAUUCCGGUGUAUACGAGAUUUACCCCUUUGGUACCGACCCCCGUCCUGUCAGAGUGUACUGUGACAUGAACACAAUGGGAGGAGGCUGGACGGCAAUCCAAAAUCGUGUUAAUGGAUCCGUGAGCUUUGAGAGAAUCUGGGAUGAAUACAAGAAGGGAUUCGGUGAUGCGGGACAAGAUUUCUGGAUCGGUAAUUAUUAA
This is a messenger RNA of Saccostrea cuccullata (small rock oyster), 822 nucleotides long. Its product is annotated as fibrinogen alpha chain-like. The transcript is spliced from 5 exons. The record is from RefSeq and is a predicted model, not a curated record. The coding region runs from base 1 to 822 and encodes 273 amino acids. NCBI's taxonomy places the organism in Eukaryota, Metazoa, Mollusca, Bivalvia, Ostreida, Ostreidae.